This is a messenger RNA of Seminavis robusta, 1679 nucleotides long. Lineage: Eukaryota; Bacillariophyta; Bacillariophyceae; Naviculales; Naviculaceae. The record is from the annotation of a GenBank genome assembly.
GCAUACGGUAAGAUACCCAGCACCCCCUUGCUAUCAUGGGUAGCAUUUUGUAUUCCGUUUGCUUUUGGAUCUGUUCCAUUCGCUCAUAAAAACAAGCAAAGACAACUACCCAGCACAAGUCAACCCAACGAAUAGAUAAUUAUUAAAACAAAGUAGUCAAAGUAUCACAAUGGACAAGAGAUUUCGCAAUCUGAUCUUGGCGCAAGUAGAGGCGGUGGUAUACGACAAGCCACCGUCGCGUCAAUCUCUGUACGAACUGCUCAAGAUUGCUACCCCCGAUUUGAAAUUGCACAUGGUGGACAAUACGAGUCAACGGCAGUCGGCAUAUAAGGCGCUGAAAGUCUUGAUUCAUCCCGACAAGCACGCCAAAGCGUUGAAGAAUGACAAGAAGGAAUUACAGCGCGUCACGAAAAUCUUUCAAGAAACAUCGGCUUAUUACAAUGUCUGUUGUUCCCGCUUGGCACUGGAAUCCCCCAGUAUGGGCGACAACAAUUCCUUUGGAGAAACCGAAACGCCCACGAAAAAACGCGAGUCGCGGCAUACCAAAGGAAGCAAGAGUAGUAAGAGUCCCAUGCGCCGCACCCACUCGGGCUUUGAUCAAGACAAUAUUUCCAACAAGCGCGAUUUUCGACCUCCUUCGAUUAUUAGCGUCAGUGGCAGUGGUCGAUUGCCCGUCGAAUUUGAUUCGUAUGAAGAAUGGCCCUAUUUGACAGACAUGGUCAAAGUCAAGGAUAUGGAAUCGGUCUCGGUCAACGAAUUGGCAUGGAUCAUGGCCUGUCGUGUGAUUAACCUAAGAGGUGGUGUCAUUCACGGACAAGCCAUUGGACGGGCCUAUCAAGUCACCAAAAAGAGUUCCGAUUUGGAAAAGUGUGAUAGUGUCGACGCUGUCUUGAGACAUUUUGGAUUUGUCUGUCGUUCCAAACUCUCGCGAGUUCAAGAUAUCAAGUACGAAAUUAUGGAACACGGACCCGUCAUUUCCACAUCGUUUGAAUUGCACAAGGCAUUUUAUCAGUCCAGCGAUGCGAGCUCCAAUUUCAGUCCCAAUCAAGUCUCUCGCAUUCAUCCAUUGCUCCUUGUGGGAUGGACCAUGACCAGUCAAGGAGAAUUGUGGAAAGUACAAGCACUGCAGAGUGGAGAAACCUUUGAAAUUGGGACCGGACAAUUCAAUGUUUCCGCUUCGGUACUAGCACCCCCCGAUGCCAUUUUGGAAACCAUUCCGUGGCAAUCCAGUGGUCCGUAUUUGGACUUGAACAUGCCUUCUGUUGUUGGAUUGAGCAAAGAUUGGAGAGAUUUGCGACACAUGAGUAUCAGUAUCAGUGCCAAGGAACUAGAGACAUUUUCCAAAAUGCUCGAAGGAGGAUUCCAAGCCGCCAUUAAAAGCAAACAAUCCUUUGUCAUUCGCGACAAGCACAAGUUGGCAUACAGUCGGCGAUACACCUUGCGAGAAAUUGCUACAGGCGACAGUGGCAAGUGGAAAAUUUCCGUCAGUCAAGCCGAGAGUUAGUUAGUGAACCGGAUCGAAUCGAAAGCGUCUUGCCCCGAUGGUUGUUGGGACGUUCGUUCUCGCAAGAGGUCGUUCACCACGCUCUUUUUGGUAUGUAUGCAUGCAUUCAUUCACUCCUUUUUAAAAUAAGUUUAGUUGAGAAAAUUGUGUUAUUAAACGUUUACUGUUGAUAUCU